UGAGGCACCACCCCUUCCCGGUCCUGGGCACAAGGCCCGGUGGGGCUGGGAAUGUCCCGGGCGGAGGCUAUCAGACUAGAUCAUAGCACAACCCUGCACAGCUGUGUUGCAGGGUCCAGAAGCUCACUGUUCCGAGAUGGCCGGGCAGUCAGACAAGGAUGUGAAGUACUACACCCUGGAAGAGAUUCAGAAGCACAAAGACAGCAAGAGCACCUGGGUGAUCCUGCAUCAUAAGGUGUACGAUCUGACCAAGUUUCUCGAAGAGCAUCCUGGUGGGGAAGAAGUCCUAAGAGAGCAAGCUGGGGGCGAUGCUACCGAGAACUUUGAAGAUGUUGGGCACUCUACGGAUGCUCGAGAACUGUCCAAAACAUACAUCAUCGGGGAACUCCAUCCGGAUGACAGAGCAAAGAUAGCCAAGCCUUCGGAUACUCUUAUCACUACUGUGGAGUCCAAUUCCAGUUGGUGGACAAACUGGGUGAUCCCCGCCAUCUCAGCCCUGGCUGUGGCUCUGAUGUACCGUCUCUACAUGGCAGAAGAUUAACUUGUCUCUCCACAACCGAGGAAGGAAAAGACUGCCCCAGAGAGGGGAGAAAGAAGCCAGUGUUAAUCACUUCCACUGACAGAAGCCUUCCCCACCCCC
Molecule: messenger RNA, 640 nt
Organism: Apodemus sylvaticus (European woodmouse)
Lineage: Eukaryota; Metazoa; Chordata; Mammalia; Rodentia; Muridae
Product: cytochrome b5
Exons: 5
Coding region: 137-541 (134 amino acids)
Cellular component (GO): intracellular membrane-bounded organelle; mitochondrial outer membrane
Molecular function (GO): heme binding
Source: RefSeq, a predicted model, not a curated record